Molecule: messenger RNA, 1508 nt
Organism: Helianthus annuus (common sunflower)
Lineage: Eukaryota; Viridiplantae; Streptophyta; Magnoliopsida; Asterales; Asteraceae
Product: amidase 1
Exons: 8
Coding region: 113-1417 (434 amino acids)
Source: RefSeq, a predicted model, not a curated record
GACCUAUCAGAGUGCCAGUGGAGCUUUUAUCCAUUCAUCUCCUUCACUCUAAACCUCUCUCUACUCCCCAUAUUCAAACCCUAAUUCUAUCUCUUCUUCAACUGCAAUUUCAAUGACAAUGACCGGAACCACCACCGAUUACGGAGCAUUCAUGGAGAAAUUCAUCCUCCCGACGGUACCAACCUCUUCUCCGUUGAAUCGCCUCACAUUUGCCGUCAAAGACAUAUUUGACAUGGAAGGUUAUGUGUCUGGAUUUGGGAAUCCAGAUUGGUUAAGGACUCAUGCUGCUGCUACAUCCACAGCUCCAGCUGUUUCAGCUGUGUUGGAUGCUGGUGCUAUAUGUCUUGGUAGAACUGUCAUGGAUGAAAUGGCUUAUAGCAUAAAUGGAGAAAAUGUACACUACGGGACACCGGUUAACCCCUGUGCACCAGACCGCGUCCCUGGAGGAUCAUCAAGUGGCUCUGCUGUGGCAGUUGGUGCUGAGCUUGUUGAUUUCUCUUUAGGCACGGACACUGGAGGAAGUGUAAGAGUUCCUGCAUCGUAUUGUGGAAUCUUUGGGUUUCGUCCGUCACAUGGAGUUGUUUCAACCGAAGGAGUUAUUCCCAUGGCUCAAAGUUUCGAUACUGUUGGAUGGUUUGCUAGGGAUCCCGUGACUUUAAACCAUGUUGGGCAGAUAUUAUUACAGUUGCCUAAUGAAAAAUUAGUGCAACCUAGUCAAGUUCUAAUUGCUGAAGAUUGUUUUAAGCUUUUUAGUAUCCCAAGCACUCGCGUGACCAACGUUAUUGCUGCAUCCAUAGAGAAGUUAUCCGGAGGUCAAAUUUUGCAACCUGUUAACCUCGGGGACUACGUUGAAAGCAAAGUUCCUAGUUUGAAUCAUUUCAGGGAGAACGAUACUGAAAACGAAGAAUUUAGCAUAAAAUCUUUGACGGCUCUCUCUGCUGCCAUGCGGUUGCUACAAAGGUUUGAAUUCAAGAAGAACCAUGGCGAGUGGGUGAGCACGGUGAAACCUAACUUGGGCCCCGGUUUAUCAGAACGGAUACUUGAUGCCCUCAACACAUCUGAAGAACACAUCGGUGCAUGCGAGUCUGUGAAGACCCAACUACAGGAAGCCCUCGCUGCUCUCUUAGGGGAAAAUGGCGUAAUUGUGAUCCCGACUGUUCCUGGACCUCCACCUAAACUGCAAACAGAGACCACUUCAUUGGAAACAUUUCGUGCGCGAGCGUUCAGCUUGUUAUCAAUAGCUGGAGUGUCUGGAUUUUGCCAGGUGACGAUCCCACUAGGGAAAUAUAACGGUCUUCCUGUGUCGGUUUCUUUGAUGGCAAAACAUGGUUCUGAUGGGUUCUUGUUAAAUCUCGUUGAGGCUCUUUAUCCCACUAUGAAAGAACAAGUAGAAAUUGUUGAGAAACUUAGUUACUAGGUUCAUGUAUCCACUUUGUAAUUCCAACUGUUUAUGUAAACAGAUAAUAAGAUAAGAUAAAAGAAAAAGUAUUCGCUUUUCAGUAUUCUAA